GUUUGUUCCAUCUCUUGAAGCCAUAUGAUAUCAAUCACUAUUCUGAUAAUCAAAUAAUAAGGAGGUUAAUGGGAACUUGGUGGCGACAGGGGGGCCCACUCAGAGUGUGACAGGUAAAUGACAAGUAGGGGUCCACAGCAAAUGUUUGCACAUUGGCCCCUUAACAGAUUAAUCCAGCCAUGGACUUGACAGGUGUGACAGACAGGCUGCUGUCCGUGGUGCUGAUGUUUCCCGGUGGUCGGGCAGGUCUCAGUGUUCCUCUCCAGACCUGUAGGGGGCGGCAGAGCGCGCUGCAGCUACAUGUUGAUAAGCAGAAGAAACUGAGACAUGUGAGCAGCAGCAGUGAAAACAUGGCGACGCCUCUUAGUGCAGCUCAUGUAUGUCGCCUGGCGGGACGGACUGUCGCCUCCCUGUCAGCCAGACACAGGCGGGCUGUGAGCCUGCCAGCGAGGAGAUGCUACGUAUCCACUUCGACGGGGAGAAAUCUGCAGUUUAGGCUUGAUGAGAGAACAGCCCACAGUAGCCUAGACCUCUUCAAGAAAGACACUGGUAUAAUCUACCGCAUGCUGGGCCUGGACCCCAGCCAUGUGCCAAACAACCCAGAGCGUUUCCGAGACUGGGCCGUCGUGUUUGGUGAUGAGAAGAUCAGCAGCGGAAGACACUACUGGGAGGUGACUGUCAAAAAGUCUCAAGAAUUUCGUCUGGGUGUGGCUGAGGCGUUGAUGUGCAGAGACGAGUGUGUGGGCACCAACAACUCCUCCUGGAUGUUUGGCUACGCUCAGCGCAAGUGGUUUGCCAUGACCAGCAAUAAGAUGGUUCCUGUGACGCUAGUAGGAAAGCCUGACCGUGUAGGCAUCCUGCUUGACUACGAAGCGGGGGUCCUGGGGCUGGUGGACAUUGAGAAGCCCAGGAUCAUUCAUAGCAUCAGGGUUCAGUUCAAGUCACAUCUCUGCCCCGCAUUUGGACUUUGGGACGGGGAACUGCUCACGCACUCUGGUCUGGUGGAGCCUGAAGGCCUGAAGUGAAGCAGGAUAAACUGUGA
This is a messenger RNA of Seriola dumerili (greater amberjack), 1042 nucleotides long. It is a transcript of the gene spryd4, whose product is annotated as SPRY domain containing 4. The transcript has 2 exons. Bases 180 to 1025 code for a protein of 281 amino acids. Lineage: Eukaryota; Metazoa; Chordata; Actinopteri; Carangiformes; Carangidae. Gene Ontology annotation, molecular function: protein binding. The record is from RefSeq and is a predicted model, not a curated record.